CGCAGGCGCAGGGCUGGGCGUCGAGGCCGCGGCGUUGGUGGCGGCGGCUCAGCGCGCUCGUGGUUCCUGCCGCUCGUCAGCGGGCUGCUCUUUGGCUACCUGGAGUCUGCCAUGGCGGAGGCCAUGGACGUGGGCAAGGACCCCAACGGGCCCACCCAUUCCUCGACCUUGUUCCUGAGGGAAGACGGCAGCUCCAUGUCCUUCUACGUGCGGCCCAGCCCGGCCAAGCGCCGGCUGUCGACCCUCAUCCUGCAUGGCGGCGGCACGGUGUGCCGGGUGCAGGAGCCCGGGGCGGUGCUGCUGGCCCAGCCCGGGGAGGCGCUGGCGGAGACCUCGGGCGACUUCGUCUCCACGCAGUACAUCCUGGACUGCGUGGAGCGCAACGAGAGGCUGGAGCUGGAGGCCUAUCGACUGGGCCGGGUCGCGGCGGCCCUGACAAAGCCGGGGACUCAGGCCGUGGGCGCCACGGAGCCGGAGCCACAGCCGCCGCCGCUCACGGUACGGAUAGCUUUCACCGACGCGGACGACGUGGCUAUCUUAACCUACGUGAAGGAAAAUGCCCGCUCGCCCAGCUCCGUGACCGGCAACGCCCUGUGGAAGGCGAUGGAGAAAAGCUCGCUCACGAAGCACUCUUGGCAGUCCAUGAAGGAUCGCUACCUCAAGCACCUGCGGGGCCAGGAGCAUAAGUACCUGUUGGGGGACGCGCCAGUGAGCCCCUCCUCCCAGAAGCUGAAGCGCAAGGCGGAGCAGGACCCCGAGGCUGCGGAUAGUGGGGAACCGCAGAAUAAGAGAACUCCAGACUUGCCUGAAGAAGAAUAUGUGAAAGAAGAGAUCAAGGAGAAUGAAGCAGCAGUCAGAAAGAUGCUUGUGGAAGCCACCCGGGACUUUCAAGAAGUUGUGGUGGAAGAGAGCCCUGAUUUUGAAAUACAUAUAACAAUGUGUGAUGAUGAUCCACCCACACCUGAAGAAGACUCAGAAACACAACCUGAGGAGGAGGAGGAAGAAGAAAAAAUUUCUACACCAGAAGUGGGAGCUGCCAUAAAGAUCAUCCGCCAGUUAAUGGAGAAAUUUAACUUGGAUCUAUCAACAGUUACACAGGCCUUCCUAAAAAAUAGUGGUGAGCUGGAGGCUACUUCUUCCUUUUUAGAAUCUGGUCAGAGAGCUGAUGGAUACCCCAUUUGGUCUCGGCAAGAUGAUCUAGAUUUGCAAAAAGAUGAUGAGGGUACCAGAGAUGCAUUGAUCAAAAAAUUUGGAGCUCAGAAUGUAGCUCGGAGGAUUGAAUUUCGAAAGAAAUAAUUGCCAAGAUAAUGAAAUGGGUGACAAAGCAGUUAAAAAUUUCAUGACCAUUGAACUUCAGAGAGUCCUUGCAUUGAACUAUCACUUAUCUUCUGACCAAUACUGCUGUUGUUCCUAGAUUUUGCAGACAAGCAGAGUUGUGUAGGAGGAUAAACAUUUUUUAAAAAUGGAUAUAUCUAUAGCUGCCCCUGGCAAAUAUCAGUGUGUUUAUGAAAAGAAAAUCUAAACCAGAGAGCAGGUGGUCUACAUAGUAGCCCGGAAUAAACCUUUGCUGGGAUAGAACCUCUGAUGUGUUGGUAACAGGAGCUAGUGACGAAGGAGGAACAUUAGAAGACAUACGUCUUUUCAGGCAGCAUGAAUAAAGACCUUCCUGUACUUUAUUUAGCAGAAGCUCCUCUGGAUUAUGGCAGAUUUCAAGUCAAAAAUCUAGAACUAUGGGAAGAUUUAAUUACAAAGCCUUCAACAUGGCCUGUCCCAAACUCUUGUAUUCAUAGUGAAUUCUGAUUUCCAGACUUCUUUGAAAAUCCUUUAGUCCCUUUGUUAACUGAAUAUUUGGGGACCCUACUUUCUUGGCUUUUCUUUCAUCCCUUCUCAGUCAAAUCUCUAACAUGUAUUUCUUUGCUGUUCAGUUUUAUUUAAAACAAACACAAUACCCAAGUGUCUCAAGAACAGCUUUCAUUAAUAGUAAUGUGUUUAUUUAUUGUGCAUACGUAUGUGCUAAGGAUUGUGUUAGGGUUGAUAAUUAGUGGAUUGAUUCCACUUUGUCGUAUUGUUUUCAUUAUUGAAAAUAAACGUAACUUUGUAUCUGA
Molecule: messenger RNA, 2105 nt
Organism: Tupaia belangeri chinensis (Chinese tree shrew)
Lineage: Eukaryota; Metazoa; Chordata; Mammalia; Scandentia; Tupaiidae
Gene: TERF2IP
Product: TERF2 interacting protein
Exons: 3
Coding region: 112-1296 (394 amino acids)
Biological process (GO): protection from non-homologous end joining at telomere; telomere maintenance via telomere lengthening
Cellular component (GO): shelterin complex
Molecular function (GO): telomeric repeat DNA binding
Source: RefSeq, a predicted model, not a curated record